AUGCUAUGCAACUACAAGGCGCCCACCGUCGUCCACCCAACCCUAGAAUCACUCAACCCGCAGCCACCCAAAUCCUCCUUCUUCGGCAUGCUAUUCAACAACGCUCCCAAACCAACCGAGACAACCAAGAUACCCGCCAACAUGCCUAAGGGCCUAUACAUGCACGGAGACGUAGGAUGCGGCAAGACAAUGCUCAUGGAUCUAUUUUACGACACGCUCCCUCCCUCCAUCACCUCCAAGACAAGAAUCCACUUCCACAACUUCAUGCAAGAUGUUCACAAGCGGUUAUUCGCCGUCAAAUCCCAACAGGGAGCGGACAUCGACGGCGUCCCGUUCGUGGCGGCAGAUAUAGCCGAGAAAUCCAGCGUGCUUUGCUUCGACGAAUUCCAAUGCACAGAUGUAGCCGAUGCUAUGAUUCUGCGGCGUCUACUUGAAUCUCUCAUGUCCCAUGGCGUGGUGCUGGUGACUACUUCCAACAGACACCCUGACGAUCUAUACAAGAACGGAAUACAGCGCGAAUCGUUCAUACCCUGCAUUCACCUGCUCAAGACAGCGCUGACGGUAAUAAACUUAAACUCGUCAACGGAUUAUCGCAAAAUUCCUCGUCCGCCGUCAGGCGUCUAUCAUAACCCGAUGGAUAUAGCUGCGGAGCACCAUGCGGAUAAAUGGUUCCGGUACCUAGGUGACUUUGAGAACGAUCCUCCUCAUCCUGCUGUGCAUGAAGUUUGGGGGAGAGCCGUACAUGUUCCGCAAGCAUCGGGCAAAGCAGCUCGGUUCGCAUUCAAUGAGAUCAUAGGCCGUGCCACUAGCGCGGCGGAUUACAUUGAGCUUAUGAACCAUUACAACUCGUUCAUUAUCACUGAUGUUCCUGCCAUGGGUCUGCAUCAGCGAGAUUUAGCUAGACGAUUCAUCACGUUUAUCGACGCAGUGUACGAGAGCAGGGCAAAACUAGUCCUCACAUCUGCAGUACCCUUGCGAAAUCUUUUUCUAUCGGAAAAUGAUAUCAAACAAGCCUCUUCCAAGGACGGCGAUGCCUCGUCUAACGACGAACUACAAGCAGACAUGCGCAAUCUUAUGGAUGAUCUAGGUCUGACCAUGGAUCAGCUCAAGGCAAGCUCGAUAUUCAGUGGAGACGAAGAGCGCUUUGCAUUCGCUCGAGCUCUGUCCCGUUUGGCUGAGAUGGAAAGUAAGCAGUGGGUCGAGCGUGGCCUGGGUGUGGGUAUGGAUGAGUUACACGGCCAGGAGGAGAAGGCGGCCUGGGAUAAGACCAGAAGUAAGUGGAGAGAGGAUAGCAUGUAG
This is a messenger RNA of Trichophyton rubrum CBS 118892, 1299 nucleotides long. RefSeq lists its product as uncharacterized. Gene Ontology annotation, cellular component: cytoplasm; mitochondrion. Lineage: Eukaryota; Fungi; Ascomycota; Eurotiomycetes; Onygenales; Arthrodermataceae. Gene Ontology annotation, molecular function: ATP binding; ATP hydrolysis activity. The record is from RefSeq and is a predicted model, not a curated record. Gene Ontology annotation, biological process: protein quality control for misfolded or incompletely synthesized proteins. The transcript has 2 exons. The coding region runs from base 1 to 1299 and encodes 432 amino acids.